Larimichthys crocea (large yellow croaker) is the source of this 2184-nucleotide messenger RNA. It is a transcript of the gene ewsr1b, whose product is annotated as EWS RNA-binding protein 1b. The record is from RefSeq and is a predicted model, not a curated record. Lineage: Eukaryota; Metazoa; Chordata; Actinopteri; Sciaenidae. The transcript is spliced from 15 exons. The coding region runs from base 95 to 1906 and encodes 603 amino acids. Gene Ontology annotation, molecular function: RNA binding. Gene Ontology annotation, biological process: regulation of DNA-templated transcription.
GCGAGAUUUGGCUGCUGCCGCCACGGGAGGUAGAUUAGUGCAGCCUCCGGCUCGGUCCAGUCGUCUUGCACUGCAGAGAGAGAGACACACUAAAAUGGCGUCGGCUCCAGCGGAUUACAGCUCCUACAGCCAGACCAGCACUCAGCAGGGGUAUGCUUCUUAUGCUGCCCAACCCUCACAAAGUUACGGACAGUCUGCGCAGCAGGGCUACGGACAACAGAAUUAUGGAUCCUAUGCCCAGCCUGCUGCUGCUGACGGCACCUACACCCAGACAACACCUGCCACCGGAGGUUACCCCCAGCAGCAACAACAGUAUGGGUCCUCUUAUGGCCAGCCAGCAUCAGCUGGCUAUCCUGCCGCCCAAUCUACCACACAUAGCUACUCCCAGUCAACCCAGGGUUAUGGAGCCAGUGGCUAUGACAGCACUCCUGCUGCUGCUGCUCCAGCAGCCUCCCAGUCUUACGGGUCUCAGCCAGGGUACACUGCCCAGUCUGCCUACCCUGGAUAUGGCCAGCAGGCUGCUCCCACUGCACCACAGAGUUACAAUGCUAACAGCCAGCCGGCUAGUUACAACCAGAGCAGCUACUCCCAGCCAGCAGCAUAUGGCCAGCAACAGCCGGGCUACCAGGCCCAACAGGCAAGCUACGGACAGCAGCAGGGAUACCAGCAGCCGGGCCAGCAGCAGCAACAGGCUCCUCCUGCUUACCCUCCCCAGGCUGCUAGUUCCUAUGGACAACCACCAGCCAACCAGUACAGCCAACAAGGUGGUCCACCCAGUUAUAACCAGUCCAACCAUUACAAUAAUUACAGACAGGAUGGACAGGGUGGAGGUUCUGGCUACUCUGGCUCUGAAUCUUCGAGGUACACAGGGGAGAGCAGGGGCCCCGGCAGGGAAGGCUUUGAUCGAGGUGGAAUGAUGCAUCGUGGGCGUGGAGGCAUGGGUCGUGGCAUGGGCAGCGCUGGAGACAGAGGUGGCUUCAGUAAGCCUGGUGGACCUAUGAGCGGCGACGAGCGUGAAAUGGGACGCCCUGAAGAGCAGGAUGACUCUGAGAACAGCACAAUCUACAUCACAGGCCUGACCGAGAAGGCUAACCUGGAGGAGAUGGCUGAGUUCUUCAAACAUGUUGGCCCGAUCAGGAUUAACCGCAGACUCGGCCAGCCUGCCAUUAACAUCUACACAGACAAGGACACAGGAAAGCCCAAGGGAGAUGCCACCCUGUCCUACGAGGAGCCAGUCUGUGCCAAAGCAGCUGUGGAACAUUUUGAUGGGAAAGAGUUCCAAAGCCGAAGGCUCAAGGUGUCCAUGGCCCGCCGUAAGCCCAUGAUGGGUGGGAUGAGAGGCGGCAUGCCCAUGCGAGAUGGCAUGAUGGGUCGUGGAGGUGAAUGGAUGAUGGGCCGUGGAGGAGACCGUGGUGGCUUUGGCCCACGAGGUGGUCCACGUGGUAUGGGCAGAGGUGGACCCACAGGAGGCAACAUGCAGCAGAGAGCUGGAGACUGGGAGUGUCCAAACCCGGGUUGUGGCAACCAGAACUUUGCCUGGAGGAUGGAGUGCAACCAGUGCAAAGCCCCCAAACCAGAAGGGUUAGGCGGCGGCCCUCCAUUCCCCCCUGGCGGUGACCGAGGCAGAGGUGGAAUGGGAAUGCGUGGAGGAAGAGGGAUGGACCGCGGUGGCCCGGCAGGAGCUGGAGGCCCAGGUGGCCCUGGAGGUUUCCGUGGCGGCUGGGGAGGCGACCGUGGUGGAUUCAGAGGACGUGGCGGUAUGGAUAGGGGAGGCUUCCGUGGGGCCGGACGUGGAGGGCCACCCAUGGACCGAAUGGGUGGCAGAGGCGGAAGAGGGAUGGGCCCACCAGGUGGAAAGAUGGAUAUGAGGGACCAUCGCCAGGAGCGCAGGGAACGACCCUACUGAAGAACGUCUCGACUGUUCCAUUUGUGGAAUUUCAUUUUUAAGAUGAGGAUUUUUAAUUUAUGAUUCCAUAGUUCAGUGGUUACAGAACUGCUUUUAAACAUCUUGCAGUUUCUUUCAGCUCGUUUCCAUAUUUUUUUAUUUUAGUUUACCCAUGUUUCUGCUACAUCUUGUAUUGUGCACGUUUUUUUUUUUGUUGUUUCUGUUGUUGCUUUUUUUAAAGUAAGCUGAUUUAGUUUUUGACUAUGUAUUGUAAAACAUUUUUUCAUUCAUAAUUGCUU